UAUUUUUCGCAUUUCCGACAUAUUAAACAGUGUUUAGUUAAUUAAUUACCCAAUUAAUUCUAUAAAAAUUCACGUUUAAAAAGUAUAUAUCUGUGUUAGAAAGGUCGAGUCUAAAGAUUAAAAGUGAACGAGUAUAAUUAAACUAAGUGUAAAUUUACUUAUGAUUAAAUCUUUGUAUCUCUUAUCUUAAAUGAAAAAAGUAUGAAUAUUUUAUAAGAAAACAAACUACACUCCUUUAUAAAAGGGGAAGGAAGUGUUUCACCGUCCAUACUUUUAGGGGGAGAAAAAAUGAAGUGGUUGCAACCAGUCACGCUAUUGACGUCACAGUUCUCCUACCCAAUUCCAAGCGAGUCACAUGACACAGGCGGAGUCAGCGGAGUUAAGUAUAAAGUACAAACGAGUGGUGAAUGAAAGGUUGUAGUGGGGUUGCCAGCUUCGAAAUGCCUUCUAGAGUAUACAACGAAGCUUAUAACAUGAACUAUAAUUAUCAAUUAGUAAAUUUGGAUGAGUUCUUGAGCCGAAUCCGUGAAAACAAUUCGCAACUGUUGAUCGUGGAUUGUAGGUUACCCAACGAUUACCACGAAUUACACGUCAGAGGAGCCAUCAACGUUACAAUACCACCUUCGACUUUGGUGAUGAGGAGGCUGGCCAAUGGUCAACUGUGUCUGAAAAGUAUCAUUAAGGACACGGAAAGUCGAGAUAAGUUUGCGAAAUUUUGGAAAUCCGGAAUCGUUGUGUUGUACGACGGGGGUGGAGACUAUCAAUGGAACGAAACUAGUGUGAUUUCAACCCUUUAUAAAAGGUUGCAGAAGGAUGGCUACAGGACAUACUGUUUACAAGGAAGCUUUAAUGAUUUCAAGCGCACGUAUCCGGAAUGGUGCGAAAAUCGAAGGAGGCCCAUAGAACCUUCGUUAUUGGGAUUAGAGAAUCUUUGCAUCACCACCGUAACAGAUACUAAUCGUAACUACUCGGAUAACUCGACUAAAGAUCUUCCAUUCCCGAUCGAGAUAAUACCUUGGUUGUUUUUGGGCAACGCCGACAAUUCUACGGAUUUAGACGCUUUAAAAAAGUAUAAAAUUCGUUACAUCCUCAACGUUACGCCCAAUCUACCCAACACUUUUCAACAGGACGAUUUGGGUAUCAAAUACAUGCAGAUACCCAUACAGGACGAUUGGUCUCAGAAGAUUUCGCAGUUUUUUACGGAUGCCAUAGCAUUUAUCGACGAGGGUCGAGAUCGCAAUCAAGGAGUUCUGGUGCACUGUUUAGCGGGCAUAAGCCGCUCUGUUACUAUAACACUAGCUUACUUGAUGCACACGCUUAACCUAUCGCUCAACGACGCUUACGACUUAGUUAAGAAGAGAAAGAACAACAUAUCGCCGAAUUUUAACUUCAUGGAGCAAUUAGUAGACUUCGAAAGACAAUUAAACAUCACCUGUGCCCACGUGGGGGAGUGUAAAUGCAAAACGAUACACACUACAAACGGUUCUACGCCCGAUUCUGGUAUCCAGAUCGAUGAAUGGGACUGAAGUUUUACGUUCUAAAUCACAAAAUCCAGACCUAGUUUGUGUUUUAAUCAAAUAAAAAAAAACUCUUAGGUGUUUUUAGAGGUUCCCUAAUAUAGUUCUUAUCUAUUAACACAAUAGAGGUGCUAGAUUUGUAGGUGGAAAAACAAUACAAACAUUCCAUUCGAGUAUAGGGAAUCAAAGAAAGUAUCUUAUUAUUAUUUUUUAAAAUGAUGAUGAUAAAUAAAAGAAAGUAAUGUUUAUAUCAAAUUUCAUUGUUUUAUCUUCUAGUCAAUGUUAUUUAAAGCGCUAAACUCCUUUUAACUAUCCGAUAGCGUACUAUCGCUGCACGUGAUAGGUUACAUUCAUUUAGUAACACUGUCGAGUGAGUAAUGCGGCUUUUUACUGUUUCAAGGUUGGUGAAGGAAUGAAAAUUCUGAUUUUUUUAUUUUACUUCGUGUCGCGUCUCGUGAUUAACUGGCGAAGGUUAGUUUACGUGGUUUGUUAUACUUGGAGCGUUUCCAUUUUAAAUGGGCGGAUGGGAACAAAGCCAGUCGUAAACAGAAAUAGUAAUUCCCCGUUUAAAAAUUUAUUGGCUGUGUUUUUAGGUUGUUUUCACUAUUUAAAAUCUUUAUAUUUAGACUUUUCGUGCGUUCGGCGGCGUUUACGAUGGAAACAUCGCGUAUAAUGCGCAAAAAAAGUUUUAGUUGUGUAAAUAUACGACAGGUGGCGGAGUGAAGAAAUCUGUUUCGGUAACGUCGCGCUAGGACUUUUAACCUUUUGCCAAGUGUAUCGCCAAUCGAUUUUAUUUUCCUUGGGCUUUAUCAAUUCUAAGAGGGAUAUUUAUCAAUAAAAAUUAAUAUUGUCAGGAAUUUUAUUGUUAUAAAAAUGUAUAAUCUCUUAUCCUGGUAACAUGAUUUCUAACAAUUUACCUGUUUUUAGUGUGAAACCCGAGCAACAACCUCCUGUCGUAACGCAGUUGAAGCAUUCCUUUGCCUGAACUGUAUGAUAUUACUCGAAAUUUUAAAUUCAGUUAAUGGCUCGGGAUUUAAUUACAGCUAAACCUCUCGACGGCGGACACUGACGGAAAUAUUAAAAAUAGCAUUGUUUGGAGGUUCAUUUCAAGUUUUAGCAUUUUUUUCGUAGAUGAUAAUCCAUCAUCGUGAAUUUUAGAACCAUUUUUUGUAUUUUUACAGCACAAGAUAUAUAUUAAUAUUUCAGUUGAUUAUAGACUCAAAACAUUGUUGUAAGUAAAGAGGAGUCGAAGUAAAAAUUGUGAUCUGUAACGUAGAUAUCCGGAACUACAACUGACAGUAUAACUGCUGUAAAUUGUCUGUAAUUAAAGUGAUUAUAGACAGUUGUUAUAGUUGCUCGUGGCGUCUAAUAUGUUGCUAUGGUCACGGCGGAUUUGCGGGAGACGGAAGCGGCAUUCCCCAGCGCUUAUGGGAAAAAUUAUUGAAUUUUGAGUCUGGGUGCAUAUAUCAUAGAUAUGCGAAUAAUGGGUAAUUACA
Messenger RNA from Centruroides sculpturatus (bark scorpion), 3013 nucleotides. Its product is annotated as dual specificity protein phosphatase 7-like. NCBI's taxonomy places the organism in Eukaryota, Metazoa, Arthropoda, Arachnida, Scorpiones, Buthidae. Gene Ontology annotation, cellular component: cytosol; cytoplasm. Bases 408 to 1526 code for a protein of 372 amino acids. Gene Ontology annotation, molecular function: protein tyrosine/threonine phosphatase activity; MAP kinase tyrosine/serine/threonine phosphatase activity. The transcript has 3 exons. Gene Ontology annotation, biological process: negative regulation of MAPK cascade; protein dephosphorylation. The record is from RefSeq and is a predicted model, not a curated record.